AGGACGCAUGCGUGCGGUGUUGGGCUGCCGGAUACCUGGGAGUCUUCAGCAGUGUUGGGGAAAGUGAGCUAUGGCAGCCGCAAGUGCCCCUUUAGGCCUAUCUUUGCAAGAAGCCACCCAGCGAAGGUUGCGGAGAUUUUCAGAGCUGAGAGGCAAACCUGUGGCAGCUGGAGAAUUCUGGGAUAUUGUUGCAAUAACAGCAGCUGAUGAAAAACAGGAGCUUGCAUAUAAGCAACAGCUGUCAGAAAAGCUGAAAAAAAAGGAGUUACCCCUUGGAGUUCAAUAUCUUGUUUUUGUUGAUCCCGCUGGAGCCAAAAUUGGAAAUGGAGGAUCAACACUUUGUGCCCUUCGAUGUUUGGAAAAGCUGUAUGGAGAUCAGUGGAAUUCUUUUACCAUCCUAUUAAUUCACUCUGGUGGCUACAGUCAACGCCUUCCAAAUGCAAGUGCUCUGGGGAAAAUUUUUACUGCUUUACCUUUUGGUAGUCCCAUUUAUCAGAUGUUGGAAUUAAAACUAGCCAUGUACAUUGAUUUCCCCUCACAUAUGAAUCCUGGGAUUCUGGUUACCUGUGCAGACGAUAUUGAACUUUAUAGUAUUGGAGAAUCUGAGUUUAUUAGGUUUGACAAACCUGGCUUUACUGCUUUAGCUCAUCCUUCUAGUUUGACCGUUGGAACAACACACGGAGUAUUUGUCUUAGAACCUUUUAAUCGUUUAGAAUAUAGAGACCUGGAAUACAGAUGUUGCCAUCGCUUCCUUCAUAAGCCCAGCAUUGAAAAGAUGUAUAAAUUUGAUGCUGUGUGUAGACCUGGGAACUUUUCUCAACAAGACUUUGGCGGUGGUGACACUCCCUCUCUUAAAUUAGACCCUGAGUAUGUCUACACAGACAGUGUAUUUUACAUGGAUCAUAAAACAGCAAAAAAACUACUUGCUUUUUAUGAAAAAAUAGAUACACUAAACUGUGAAAUAGAUGCCUAUGGCGACUUUCUGCAGGCUUUGGGACCUGGAGCAACUGUGGAGUAUACCAGAAACACAUCAAAUGUUACUAAAGAAGAGUCAGAGUUGGUAGACAUGAGGCAGAGAAUAUUUCAUCUUCUUAAAGGAACACCACUAAAUGUUAUUGUUCUUAAUAACUCCAAAUUUUAUCACAUUGGAACAACUAAAGAAUAUUUGUUUCAUUUUACUUCAGAUAGCAGUUUGAAGUCAGAGCUUGGCCUACAGUCCAUAGCUUUUAGCAUCUUUCCAGCAAUACCCAAGUACUCUGGUAACAAAUCCUGUGUUAUUCAAAGUAUUCUGGAUUCAAGAUGUUCUCUAGCACCUGGCUCAGUUGUGGAGUAUUCUAGACUGGGGCCUGAUGUUUCAGUUGGGGAAAACUGCAUUAUCAGUGGUUCUCAUAUCAUAACAAGAGCUGUUCUACCUGCAUAUUCUUUUGUGUGUUCCCUAAGCCUAAAGAUAAAUGGACACAUAAAGUAUUCAACUAUGGCAUGUGGAGUUCAAGACAACUUGAAAAAGAAUGUUAAAACAUUGUCAGAUGUAAAGUUACUUCAAUUCUUUGGAGUCUCUUUGCUUUCAUGCUUAGCUGUUUGGAAUCUGGAAGUCACAGAGGAACUAUUCUCUGGAAACAAGACAUGUUUGAGUUUGUGGAAUGCUCGUAUUUUCCCCGUUUGUUCUUCUUUGAGUGAUUCAGUUAUAGCAUCUCUAAAAAUGUUAAAUGCUGUACAGAGCAAGUCAGUAUUCAGCCUGAAUAACUAUAAGCUGCUGUCCAUUGAAGAAAUGCUUGUCUACAAAGAUGUGGAGGACAUGAUAACUUAUAGAGAGCAAAUUUUUCUGGAAAUUGCUUUGAAUAGAAAGCAGUCUGUUUUAGAGACAUCUUAAAUAUUAUAUAUUUUGCCUUUCUUUAUUGAGCAAGAUUGCAGAUGCAGGAGUUUUCUGUAGUCUUGUUUUUCAUUUUUGAAGUACAUUAAUGAAAAUUAUAUUAACAUGGUUACUAUGGCAUAACAUUAAUAAUACAAAAAUACACAUUCACCAUUUUUGUUGAAAGAACCAAGCUUUAAUUUCAGAAAAGUGAGUUUUUGGAUGUUUAUCACUCUAUAUUCAUUUUUCUCUUAUAAAUAUGGAUUUGUGGAACAUUAUUUUGUUUAUAAAAUAAUAUAAUUGUUUAAAGGUAAUUUUGUAAAUAUACCUUAAGAGUCCUUUUCAUCUUCUUUUAGGCUGUGAUGCCAAUAAAGUUCUAAGUGUUUUAUUGGCAGUUCUCCCCUCAAAUGCAUUAGUCCCAUUCUGAUGAACUACUAGAAACAUUAUUCUGUAUGGUCUUCAGAGCACUGUAGGAAUACUGUAGAGGUACUUUUUUAGAAACAAAUCCAUGGCUGACAAAGAUUAAAUCAUUCUUAUUGUGAGCCUUAAUUGAUAAAUAACUAGAUACAAACCUUUCUGAAAUUGAUGGUAAAUAUCAGUUUCAUUUAUUAAUCUUAUCAGAAUGAAAUAAAAAGUGUAUAUGUGUUAUUGUAUCCUUCUAAACUUGAACAUAUGUUUGUAUACCUUAAAAUUUUAUCCAUCCAUAGGAUAGCAUACACAGGACUCGAGUAUCUGCAUGGGGAAGAUGUUGGAAUAAUCAUGAUUCACUGAUAAUCAUGUCAGUUCAUUUUGGACAUUAUUUCCAUCCUCCCUUAUUAAUCCUUUUAACAGAACUAUUAAAAUUACUAGGUGAACUGAUUUUAAUUUUAAUUUUUUAAAUUUUCAUCCAUGUACUGAUAAUGAUGCUGAAAAGCAAUAAAUGGCCGAAAGGUAGGGAACCAGAAAACUAGAAUGACUGAGAAAAUAAACAAAUGAUAAACAGCUUCAAGAAAAUAAAAGUCAGCUGGGAUCUCAAAUUUUGUGUUCCUAUUUUAGUGUAAGCACAUAUGUGAAAUGUCUUCAUAUCAAAGUCUAAUAAUAAUUAGAGAAUAGAUUUAUCAGGGUUUUGUGUUUUCACAAGAAUAAAUUGAAAUAGGAACUGGUCUGUGCCAAUUUUAUUUACAUAUAAUAUGAAAUUAAUAUGUCAACAUAAAAAUAAUUGGUAAAUCAGAAAUAAUUUAUUUGCAACCCUCAAUUAUAUUUAUAUGUUUUUUUCAAGUUUUUUUCCCAGGGAGAAAAUUAAGAUAUAUGAUAGCCAUUGUUUAGCAUUUAUUGAUUUACUUGCAUAGAUUUCAUAGAAUAUUAUGUAUUUGUCACUCAUUAAAAGUUCAUUGCUGUGUAUCUAAUUUAAUUCUUCUAAGAUCCCAUCAUUUAUUAAGAAUCACAAUUAUCUUAUGUUCUACUAGAGAAAACACUGCUAAUAAAAUAUGAUGCAAUGCUUA
Phacochoerus africanus (Common warthog) is the source of this 3330-nucleotide messenger RNA. It is a transcript of the gene FPGT, whose product is annotated as fucose-1-phosphate guanylyltransferase. The record is from RefSeq and is a predicted model, not a curated record. The transcript has 4 exons. Lineage: Eukaryota; Metazoa; Chordata; Mammalia; Artiodactyla; Suidae. The coding region runs from base 71 to 1870 and encodes 599 amino acids. Gene Ontology annotation, molecular function: transferase activity, transferring phosphorus-containing groups.